Molecule: messenger RNA, 486 nt
Organism: Symbiodinium sp. CCMP2592
Lineage: Eukaryota; Dinophyceae; Suessiales; Symbiodiniaceae
Source: the annotation of a GenBank genome assembly
AUGGCCUUUCGCGCCCUCCACCGUCCCCGCGGUACAAGGCUCUUGGCCUGUGGGAUCGCAGCGCUGCUGCUGGGCUCUGCCUUUUCCGCCCUGUCCUUCGUCACGACCAGGGCACCGGCUCCUCGGGCAGCGGCUCCUCGCGUUCCAGCGCAGUUCUUCGGCUCCAAGGCCCCGGAGCCUGCCAAGUACGAGGAUGAAACACUUGGGGACAAGAUCAAGGCUGCGUGGAAGAACGAGAACACGCAGAAGUUCAUCGCUUUUGUCGCGACGGCAUCCACCGCCCUGGACGUGCUGGGCCUCUUCACCGGCGAGGCCUCAGUCACCGCCGGCAUCGGGGAGGCCUUGGCAUCCCUGGACACUGGCGUGGCCCUCCAGGAGGGGCAGACCGCGGCAGAAGCCCUGGCAGACGCUGCACAGUCUGCAGACUUCAGCGAGUCCUCCGAGACCCUGUCCGACUUGACUGAGAACUUGAAGAACUUGAAAUGA